GAGAAAGGAAGUUGUUGGCUGCUGCCGGGAGACAACAGCACCAGGAAGCAAGCUUUCAGAGGAGUGUAGCGUGUUAAGAAAUAUAGCUACUUUGAUUUGGCAAAAAUGCCCAAUACUAGCUAUCGUCCCGAUUGCAUUACAACAAUCGCAUGUAUCUAAUUCAUUACUGCUAUUUGUCUGUCAUGGCAUUUUUUUAAUUUAAACUAGCCAUGUCAAUUUUCUCCCGGAAGUACAGCUUGUUUUUCUGUUGAAGAUGGUCUGCUGCUAACUUGCUAGCCUUGAUUUAUCUUGUUCAACAACUGAGCUAGUUUUAGGGAACCACAAAGGAUAACAGUUUUCUUUCUAGUUACAAGCGUAACUGUUUAUCUGUUAUGCUGAAUGAAGUGGUUGUCAUUGCAUGGGCAUAUUAGCUAUGCAAUAAGACUCUACAGCUUAACGUCAGUUUGUCCAUUGAUGUGCUAGCUACAUGUAGCUAGCUAAUUUUGAUACUUGGGGAGCGAUGGAAAGCCCAGGGAAUAAUCACUGUAAUCUUGUGGUUAGUUGAGUUCGAUACCGCACUGUCUUAGAACGUCACAACGUUGCUGUCAAAUACUUCAUUCGAUUGCCUUUUUUUACGUUUACCGAGCUUCCAGACACCAUGAGUGCCAAAUUUGGACUGAUUAAUUACAACAGCUCCCGGAAGCACAUUUCCAUCUCUGUGCCGUCUACGACAGAGAUCAUGUCCCCACAUAUCAAAUCUGUGGAGGAGCUGCGGGUUCUGGGCAUCAACCUCAGCAGCUUCAACACGCCCGCACAGUUCUUCAUCUGUGUGGCUGGGGUCUUUGUAUUUUAUCUCAUCUAUGGCUAUCUGCAGGAACUCAUAUUCUCAGUAGAGGGAUUUAAGCCCUUUGGAUGGUACCUUACAUUAGUACAGUUUGGGUUCUAUUCAAUGUUUGGACUGGUUGAACUGCAGCUCACGCAAGAUAAAAGAAGAAGAAUACCUGGGAAAACAUACAUGAUAAUUGCAUUUUUAACCGUGGGGACUAUGGGCCUAUCAAACACAUCUCUUGGAUACUUGAACUACCCCACACAAGUCAUUUUCAAGUGCUGUAAACUCAUUCCUGUAAUGAUAGGAGGGAUAUUUAUUCAAGGGAAGCGCUACAAUGUAGCUGAUGUAUCCGCUGCUCUCUGUAUGAGUUUGGGCCUUAUCUGGUUUACUUUGGCAGACAGUAAAGUUGCCCCCAACUUUAACGUAACAGGGGUGAUCCUCAUCUCUAUGGCCCUCUGUGCCGACGCUGCUAUUGGAAACGUGCAGGAGAAGGCCAUGAAGCUCCACAAUGGCUCCAACUCGGAGAUGGUUUUAUAUUCCUACUCUAUAGGAUUUCUGUACAUAUUGCUGGGUCUGUUCUGUGCGGGUGGCCUGGGACCAGCAGUGGCCUUUUGCUCUCAGCACCCAGUGAAGACCUAUGGUUACGCAUUCUUCUUCUCUCUCACGGGAUACUUUGGCAUUUCUUUUGUUCUUGCAUUGAUCAAACUCUUCGGAGCUCUUGUGGCAGUUACCGUGACAACAGGGAGAAAAGCUAUGACAAUCGUGCUGUCAUUUAUUUUCUUUUCAAAGCCUUUUACUUUUCAGUACAUUUGGGGUGGUCUGCUGGUGCUGUUUGGCAUAUUCCUCAAUGUUUACAGCAAAAACAAGGACAAAAUGAAACUGCCGUCCCUGGCCGACAUCCGGAGCCGUAUGGCGUCCAGGAAAAGGGGGAGACUGAUGUCUCAGGACGUGUAGACAGCUGUCGCUGGUGAUGGUGCCAAACUCUGUAGCUGAACUGGGACCCCUGAUUGGACGGGCUCUGAAGGGUGAGGUUGGGGAGCCCCACAGAAACAUUCCUGCUGAUGUAGAACCAGGAGCACCUGCUGGAGUCUCUAAAGGGAGUCCAUUUCCUGGCCCAGGAGCACAGCAUUGCACAGUACCAGUGACUUUAACGCUUGCCUGAAAUAAAGGGGACCAAGCAACCAUUUAAACAAGACACUAUUCUCCAUUGAUCAGGACUAUGGGAAAAUGGUAGUAAAAAUACUGGUGUGAAAAAUAUGUUUUGUCAUGUACAUGCCCCAAAUGGUUAAGUUUUACUCUUCAACUGCUGUCUUACUGUAGAUACAUGGCUUUAGUAAAAAAAAUUUUAUUUAUGUCCGAAUCAUGUAAAGAAAAUGCGAUUGCAAGAUCUAUAAGAGUACGGCAGUGCUCUUACCUGCAUCAGUGUGCCAUAAUUACGAUAGUCCAUGAACCGUUUGUUUUGGUGAAAGGGUUGCUGUUCUCUCUUUUUUUCUUUUUUUUUUUUUUUUUUUUUACCACAUUGGAGUCAGAAAGAGGGAAGUUAAUUCAAGGAGUUUGAUGUGUUUUCAUAAACGUCUUGUAAGCAGCUUACCAGCCGUUUCUUAUCCGUUGGCUGCAGAAAGAGGAGUUGAAUUCCUGCCAAGAAGCUUCUCAGAUGUUUACCCAUCAGAUGGCCCGGGGCUUGUUUGAUUAGUAAUCCUGGAAUAAGAUAGCACUAGAAAGAAAACAAACACUGUUCAAAGGGCUUGGCUUUCGACCUAAUUUAGAGCGCCGGUACGUUACGUGGGCGCGUGAUGUCGGGGGACAUCCGGCCGAUGGCGGAAGAGUCGGAGCGGGACCCUCCAGGCGUUAUUACUGCGUGUCUCGGACAACACCCUCCGCCGUUUUGCGAAGCGCACAGGGGGGCCUUGUCAGUCAGCCGAAAAUCGGGAGGGGAACAGGAAGCGACCAAACAUGAUUGUAAUAGUGAUUAUUUUGGGAACAAUGGACCAGACAGCUUUGGAAACUGUUGAACAGUAUGCGGAAUAAGACUGAAUGUAUGUCACUUAAAAAAAAAAAAAAAAACAA
Messenger RNA from Anguilla rostrata (American eel), 2875 nucleotides. It is a transcript of the gene slc35b3, whose product is annotated as solute carrier family 35 member B3. The record is from RefSeq and is a predicted model, not a curated record. Gene Ontology annotation, cellular component: endoplasmic reticulum membrane; Golgi membrane. Gene Ontology annotation, molecular function: 3'-phosphoadenosine 5'-phosphosulfate transmembrane transporter activity. Gene Ontology annotation, biological process: transmembrane transport. The transcript has 10 exons. NCBI's taxonomy places the organism in Eukaryota, Metazoa, Chordata, Actinopteri, Anguilliformes, Anguillidae. Bases 638 to 1762 code for a protein of 374 amino acids.